Etheostoma cragini (Arkansas darter) is the source of this 2558-nucleotide messenger RNA. RefSeq names its product DNA methyltransferase 1 associated protein 1 (gene dmap1). Bases 347 to 1801 code for a protein of 484 amino acids. Gene Ontology annotation, biological process: negative regulation of transcription by RNA polymerase II; chromatin remodeling; DNA repair. Lineage: Eukaryota; Metazoa; Chordata; Actinopteri; Perciformes; Percidae. Gene Ontology annotation, molecular function: transcription corepressor activity. The transcript is spliced from 10 exons. Gene Ontology annotation, cellular component: NuA4 histone acetyltransferase complex; Swr1 complex; nucleus. The record is from RefSeq and is a predicted model, not a curated record.
GGAUUAGUAGGCCAGCGACCCGGAAGUAGUAAUGUCGGUUCAGUUGCUAGCUACUCACAUAGCCUCAAAAAUAGCUCGUGAAUAUUCUUAAUAACUCUCUCUAUAGCUUUCACGUAUAGUAGACGCGUUUACCGUAAUAAUACAAAACAAAUCGCUCAAAAUUGUUGCUUGGUUGUAUGCAGCUCUGUGUAAAGUUAACGUAGCUUACAAAUGACAACGUUAGCCUUUAGCUAGUAGCGUAACAUUCGUUUCAAAGUAACGUUACCGCACUGAAAAUGCGCAUGUGAUUGAAAGAUAUUAACGUUUCACAGGUUGUGAGAAGGAUUAAUUAACAACAUAUUAAGUCAUGUCUACUGGCGCUGAUGUCCGGGAUAUUCUGGAGUUGACUGGAGGAGAAAAUGACGGUCCCAUCAGCAAGAAAGAUCUCAUUAACUCAGACAAGAAAAAAACGAAGAAGACAACAGAGACGCUGACCUUCAAGAGACCCGAGGGAAUGCACCGAGAGGUCUAUGCUCUGCUCUAUUCAGAUAAAAAAGAUGCACCCCCUUUGCUGCCUAGUGAUACUACUCAGGGCUACAGGACAGUUAAAGCCAAGCUGGGCUGUAAAAAGGUGCGACCCUGGAAGUGGAUGCCCUUUACCAAUCCAGCUCGCAGGGAUGGGGCUAUAUUCCACCACUGGAGACGUGUGGCAGAGGAGGGCAAGGACUACCCUUUUGCCCGCUUCAGCAAGACAGUGCAGGUACCAGUGUACUCUGAGCAGGAGUACCAGAUGCAUCUCCAUGACGAUGGCUGGACUAAAGCAGAGACAGACCACCUGUUUGACCUGUGCAAGCGCUUUGACCUGCGCUUUGUAGUUGUCCAUGACCGUUAUGACCACCAGCAAUACAGAAAACGUUCUGUGGAGGACCUGAAAGAACGAUAUUAUACCAUUUGUGGUAAGCUGACCAAGGUGCGUGCAGCUACAGGGAUGGAGCCCAAGAUCUACAUCUUUGAUGCUGGCCAUGAAAGGCGCCGUAAAGAGCAACUGGACAAGCUCUUUAAUCGCACACCUGAACAAGUGGCAGAAGAGGAAUAUCUUAUUCAGGAGCUAAGGAAGAUUGAGACAAGAAAGAGAGAGCGGGAGAAGAAGGCCCAGGAUCUGCAGAAACUCAUUAAAGCAGCUGACACAAACACAGAGUUAAGGCGAGCAGAAAAGAGAGUUUCCAAGAAGAAACUACCACAAAAAAGAGAGACAGAAAAACCGGCUGUUCCAGAAACAGCAGGCAUCAAGUUCCCUGACUUCAAAUCAGCGGGAGUCACACUGCGCAGUCAGAGGAUGAAACUGCCAAGCUCUGUAGGCCAGAAGAAGAUCAAGGCCAUUGAGCAGAUCCUGCUAGACCAAGGAGUGGAUCUUAACCCCAUGCCCACAGAGGAGAUUGUUCAGAUGUUUAAUGAACUGCGUAGCGACUUAGUGCUGCUGUAUGAGCUGAAGCAGGCCCACAGCAAUUGUGAAUACGAACAACAGAUGCUGCGUCAUCGCUAUGAGGCCCUUCUGAAGGCCGGCAGCGGAGGCGGGUUUGGUGGAACUAUAGGGGCUGGACCCCCAGCCUCAACACAGGUUGGAGAAGUCAAUGCCACCAACAGCACUACAGCAUCCACCCCAGGGGGUGAAGCUCCGCCCUGGCCCAGUGCAGAUGACAUCAAGGUGGAAGCCAAGGAACAAAUCAUUGAUGUUGUAGGAGCACCACUUACCCCCAACUCACGCAAACGGAGAGAGUCAGCAUCCAGCUCGUCUUCGGUAAAAAAGGUGAAGAAGCCUUGAUGAGCACCAGCUGGUACACGGUGGGGGACAAAGGACCGUGUAAGUUACUCGGGUCGUGGCGGAGAUGACCACAAGUUUUAUGGUUGGACAAGAGGGACACGCGAGCAGGACACAACAUUACGUAGAAGCACCACUGACGAGACACACACACACACACACACACACACACACACACACACACACACACACACACACACACACACACACACACACACACACACACACACACACACACACAUCUCCCAACAAGACCUCUCCAACUCCUCCCCAUCUGGGCUGCCCAGCAUCUUUGUGACAAAGGCAACAACUGAGUGACAUUUCAUUCCAUUACUUCUCGUCUCCCUUCCUCCACCAUUGCUCAGCCUUAGAUGAGGCAAGAUCAACUGUAAAUUGCCAGGCCGAGCUAAUCAGGACAUGGCGAAGAAGGUGGGAAUGACUGGGUAAUUGAAAUGAAUUGGAAUGAAAGAAGAGACUCUGAGAGUGGGAGGACCUUGAGCUGCAAUGCUCAUUUGACCCAUCUGAGGUUUUUCCCUAGGCUAAUCAUGCCAUAGUGUUUACUGGAAAUGUGUUUUUGUGUUAGCCUGUAGUAACCCCUGUAGCAACCCACAGUGUGUCUUGCUUUCUCUCUGAUGGACAGUGGUUCCAUCCGCUGUCCAUGCUCAUUUUUGACCUAAUGGGGCUGAGUUGUGUUGUUUGUCCUCGGGUGACCUUGAAGAUGCUUUAGUCAAUGAUUCAAUAAACCUCAUUGUUGUUUUGC